Messenger RNA from Thunnus maccoyii (southern bluefin tuna), 2007 nucleotides. RefSeq names its product calcium-binding protein P-like. NCBI's taxonomy places the organism in Eukaryota, Metazoa, Chordata, Actinopteri, Scombriformes, Scombridae. Gene Ontology annotation, cellular component: membrane. The record is from RefSeq and is a predicted model, not a curated record. Bases 138 to 1583 code for a protein of 481 amino acids. The transcript is spliced from 2 exons. Gene Ontology annotation, biological process: protein homooligomerization.
AACAAGCACACCCCGUCCAGGCCAGACCCAGAUCCCAAAGCCUAGAGACGGAGCUGUGAGGAAGCGACAGGACAACAACGCAAUAUUAUUGAGUUAACGUCGAAGCGCACAGAUAAACCGUCAAUUCACGGGCAGUCAUGGGGAGGUUGUGUGAGACGGCUCUCGUGUCCCUUCUUAUUAUGUCUCUUCUGAAUGCUGAAUUGACAUUGGCUAAAAGGGGCAGCAGCAGCAGCAGCAAGAGGACUUCAUCUUCCAGCAACAGAGGUGGGACACAAUCAAAACCAGGAAGCACUUCCAACAGAAAUACCAACCCUUAUCCUUCUGGUGGAAGCUACCCUCAUCCAGGAACAGGCAAUACAAAUCCAGGAGGAUAUCCCAGACAAAACCCAGCCAGUCAACCAGGAGUUGGUAGUAACCCCAACCAGAAUCCUGCAGGUGGCUAUCCAGCUGCAGGUGGCUAUCCAGCUGCGGGUGGUUAUCCAGCCGCUGGAGGGUAUCCCAACCAAAAUGCAGGAAGAGGCAAUUAUCCAAAUCAAUAUCCACCUGCUGGAGGCUACCCAGCAGCAGGUGGCUACCCAGCAGCAGGUGGCUACCCAGCAGCAGGUGGCUACCCAGCAGCAGGUGGCUACCCAGCUGCAGGACGAUAUCCUAACCAGUACCCAGCUGCAGGACGAUAUCCUAACCAGUACCCAGCUGCAGGAGGAUAUCCUAACCAGUACCCAGCUGCUGGAGGAUAUCCUAACAGGGGAGGUGUCAAUCCAGGUGGGUACCCUAACCAGUAUCCGGGAGGUGGUUAUCCAGUCAGAGGGGGAAAUACGGGAAAUACAGGUUGGGGUGUGCCUGGUGCGAAUCCAGCAGGAGGUUACCCGGGUGGUUACCCCAACUGGAACCCAAACAAUAAGAUCCUCAGUCCCCGCUAUGGUGGAGGAGGCUAUGGACAUGGUGGUUAUGGGAUGGGAGGGUCUCCUUUCUCUCGUUCUGUGGAGAGUAUGGGAUACAAACCCAAGUCUUCCGGUUUUGCCAAGAAAGCCAUGGUGGCAGCAGGAGUCGGUGCUGUGGCUGGAAUGGCUGUCGGGUAUGGAUUAGGGCGCUUCCCUCGACCACAUUUCACUUUCCGCAACCCUGAAGAGGAGUACUACUACAACAACUACAUGUAUCGUCGUUAUGGCUCCCAGUCCACAGAUGAAAAGGACUAUGGCCGUGAUUAUGUUUACAAGCCACCACCACGGGCAGAGUCUUAUGAAAAAUUCAUGGAUCGCUGUAUGAACAGUACUGACCUUUUGAAGGAUCAGGGCAACAGCCAACAACAGGCAACAACCCCUACUCCUAACAGUCAGAGUGGAGGUGAUAAAGAGGAUGAUGACACCGUCAGCAUCGAGGAGAUUGGAUACCCAGCCCUAAUUGAGCAAGUGAAGGCCCGGCGCUGUGUUGAGAAGUACAUGGUCUACUCUGAGCGUUUUCUGCAGGAACGAAAAGCUGAGCAACAGUCCCAGCAGAAUCGCAGCAGUCCUAUGGGCUACGGGAUGAUUCAGUUUUUCUCCUCCCUCUUAAUGCUUGUGUCCAGCAUGCUCCUGCUCCAGUGAGAACAAUCAUCCCUCCUUUCACCUCACCCUGGAUGUAUUCUAUGUCCUCUGUUAUAUCUGCACGUCUGCAUAGCACUAACCUAUAUUAUCUCCAUAACACAAACAAUAGAUGUAUACAUACAAGAUCUUUGGGUCAUAUUUGUUUAGACAUUUAGUAUCAGCAGAGAAAACUAGCUUGUGUACAUAGUAAAUGAAGGAAUACAUUUUAAGAGGCAGCAUUUUAGAUUUUACAGUUAAACCAUCAGAUUUAUGUUGUAUAAGCUGCACUACUGUUUUUCUGCGAAAUUAUUUUGCACCUCUGUUAUUUGCACUUUUUCACUCCUCAUCAUUGAACACUGAAUGCAUAGAGACAGAUUCAGGGUAUUUUAUUUCAGUUUUUGUGGCAAUGUAUUAUGACAAUAUAUAUCUGCUACUGUGUAAAAGA